This is a messenger RNA of Amoebophrya sp. A120, 7761 nucleotides long. The record is from the annotation of a GenBank genome assembly. NCBI's taxonomy places the organism in Eukaryota, Dinophyceae, Syndiniales, Amoebophryaceae.
CACUAAGUAAACGUGGCGAGCGACAACUGAGAGCGUUAGAUACAUCAAAAAAGGCUAAAAGAGAAGAACAACUCAUGGAGGGGUGACGCAACGAAGAUCUACAUCAAAAUCUAUCACUACAUGAGAAAGUAGACCAGAACAAGCUAUGGGAGUGAAAAAAGUUGCUUUCGUGGAGAGUAAAGCGGUAAUACUAAUGGACGAAAUUACUCGAGCGCGACCGCGAUAGCGGUAAAGCUAAAGACAAAGACGCAUCUGUAGAGCGAGCAGCCAACCACGAUGAAGUUGAAAUCAAAGCAUUGUUUUAGCGGGAUCGUAGUUUUUUCAGAGGUGUAGGUUUUGCUCUUAGUUUUGCAAUUUUUUUCAAUUUCUUGUUUCUGCUGUUCUUUUGCGCACGUUGAUUUUGCUCUUUGUUUUGCUUAUCAAAUUAUCAAUUUCAUCGAGGAAAAAGGGACCAGAUCAGUUUCUUCUCCUGCUUCGGGAGACUUGUCACGACCACUCCAUCUUCCAGAAGAGCCGCUCCGGCGGUGGUUCCACGGCCCCACAAUGAAGACGGCCGCAUUGGGGCGUGCGGCGUGCGAGCUACCUAUUUUGGUCUCCUCCAUGUUGCAACCGGACUGAUGUUAAGACACGAGCAAAGCGGGGGUGGUGAACAGGAAUAAAGAUAAACUUCAGGUGGAGUCGUCCACCACCACCACGAGCUGGUACUGCAGAGUUCUUGGAUCUCCAGCACCUUCGAUCCGCUUCUUCUACUUGCGUGGCGCACGAGUUCGCUACUUCUACCUACGGGAGUACUAGUUCUUGUCCCAGGAAGUAGAACAACUCCCACUACGUGGUAGUAACUUUGAAAGUCACAUCUUCAAAGUAAGACACCGACUGCAGCCAUGGUGACCUGCGGUUCGAGCUGUGAUGACCUCGACUGGUCCCAGUUGGUCACCCACUCGAUCCUCGGCUUUGGCCCCGCCGCGGUGAUGGCAUUGUGGGGGAUUUUGUUCUCCAUCCAGGCCAAGCAGAACGACUACUUCAUGCUCCGAAACGCCAUCGACGCCCACUUUAUGCGGAGCUGGAGUAGUCGGGAGUAUCCGACGAAAAUGUGGGUGAUCUCCGUUUUUCAGUACUCCGUCUUCGCGCUCAGGAGUUACCAGAAAACCUACCUGUCCAUCUUCUGGAUGGUUGAGAUCGUGUAGCUAUUUUUUUUUUGAAGAUGAGUGGUUGAUGAUUCACUUUCGCAUGCAGCUCUUUGCAAAGAUCUCAGGUUUUUUGUCUCGAUGUACGUUCGUAGAAGGAGAAGGAGGUCGAUGUUGAAAUUGCUGAGCGUGUCAAUUACACAAAACUCACCACGAAGAUCUUGAUCGUAAACUACGACUUCUUUAUCCAAAAACCUCAGGUUGGAAGUUUGGUGUUGGUUUGAAGGGUUGAAAUAUUGGAGUCGGAAGCAGUUGGUUGGCACCAGUCCCGGGCUGAACGCGAGUUUGGGCAUCAUGCUGUACGAAACCGUGAUGCUCGGGAGUCUCGCCGCCGUCCCGCUGACUACCGGUUGGUUCUCCUUCAGUUUCUUCGCCGCGUUACGGGUCAAGCACGUUUGGGACGGGUUCCAAAACACCCGUUUCGUCGACAACGCGCUGGGGUUCUACCAAAUGCUGAAUCUCGCCAUCCGCAUCGGCUCGCAGUUAUUUUUCGCCGCGGCUUUGGUCAUGGUGUUGGAGAUAUGCAUUGCAAAUAUGUCUGGGUCUGGAAACUUGUGAUGCAAGAAAGGGCACAGUGAGCACACUCUCAUGCGCUGGCAAGCAUUACAAGUUUUUCCGUGGUUCUGAGUUGCGCACUGCGCAUGAGAAACUGCGUUUUUGAAUGACAGACAAGAGGAGCGCUUCGCGGCUACGCAAUACAGAGUUUAGAGUCAUGCCAGACUAGCAUCGCAAAUCUCGCAAUCUUCCACACCCAGGUAUAUUUGCAUUUCAUAGAUGAACGUUGGGGAGCCGGACGUGGGUACCUGGUUUCAGAAGAAGGACAACCCCCGCGCGUGGACGGUCUUUACCAGUCUGUACUACGUUUUGACCACAAUAACCACCGUGGGGUACGGCGAUUUGGUCCCCAGCACCGGCCUGGGCCGGAUCUUCGCGAUCUUCAGCAUCAUGGGGGGCAUCGCGUCGAUUUUGGUCGUGAUGUUUUCCUUGGUCAAGAUGGCGAGACAGAAGAAGGUCGGAAAGGGUACGUACCCCACCCGGGAAAAACCUCCCCACAUCGUCGUGAUGGGGUCCCCGGACGGCGCCACGCUGAUUUCCGUUAUCCAAGAACUUUUCCACCCCGACCGGAGCGACGACGCCGAGGAUCUGGAGCUGGUGAUUCUCUUUUCCACCCCGAAUGACGCUUUGGAGACCGUGCAGAACUACUUGAGAAGGGGCGAAAACCUCGCGCUGGCGAGUCGAAUACACUUGUUGGUUGGGGACAUUUUAGACGCGGGGGACCGGAAAAGGGUGGCCUGCACCACGGCGUCGGCAUUCAUCAUUCUCCCCCACAUGAUAUCAAAUGCAAAAGUGUGUGGGUCUGAGAGAUUCCGAGAUUUGUCAUGCAGUUUUUUCAAGCUCCGGCUCCCCCACGUCUGGAAUGCAGGGCCUAGCAUCACAGGUUCUGCAGCUCCUUGGUGAUGCGUAUUCUGCAUGAGUGCCCUCUCAGCAUGGCCAGAAGUGGGCACCUUUUGCACGUUCUGCAUCACAGAUCUUUGUAGGAUGCGAAACACGCAUCACAAGUUCGGAGCCCUCCAGACCCAGUACAUAUUUGCAUUUGAUACAUGAACAGCGGUGACCCGGAAGAGGACGAUCGGGUGAACAUUGUGAGGACGCUAGCGUUGCGCAAGUACCACGCGGAUGUAAGGGCGAUUCUACUCCUGUACAACGGGGAAUAUCGGUAUUUACUGGGGAGGAAAUCGGACAAAACGUUCUCCGUGAAAGAGACGCUGAUGCGGACGUUGAUCAAAGACAGCGAAAAAUCCGACGACAAAAAGGAGGGGCGGAUCAGCGAGAAACUAGCGGUUCUUGCCAUCGACGAAGUGAAGUACAGCCUGAUCGGGAAAUCGACGCAGGUGCCGUCCUUUUUCACGAUUAUUUCUAACCUCGUGACCACCUGCGCGGUCGAUGAAGACGAUUUAGAUGAAGACAUGUACGACUGGCAACGGGAGUACUACACGUCGCUCGGGUUGGAGCUGUACGAAGAGCCCUUAUCCGAGGCGUACGCCCAGAAAAAGUGCAGCUUCGGGCAGGUGGUGCUGGACAUUUUAACCCGGACCAACAACACGUUUCAGUCAGUGUACCUCAUCGGGCUGAUCGAGAUCACGUUCUUCGACGGGACCAACGCGAACCAAAUGAACAACGAACCGGACCCGUUGACAGGUAUUCGUAUUCGGAGUUCGCAUGAUAAACUGGCCUCCAGCAUGACAAAGAACAGUUGCCACUCGCAUUCAAGCAUCAUAUGUCUUGUUGUCCUUCAAAUCUCGCAUCACAAAUCCAGAGUCAGACGCAUCUGCAAUGCAUGAGAGACUCUACUAAUUCAUAUACAGGUCAAAUGCAGCAGCAGCAACAGGCGGACGUGGGUCCCGGGGAAACCAGUGACGGCAACACUUCGUUUUCCAGGAAAGUCCUCAUCAAUCCCGGCCCCGAGUACGAAAUCAAGCCAAAUUCCCGCACCUUGCAGACCUUCGGCUGCUUUAUCGCCGCGGAUCGUGACGCCAUCGUGCAGAUGCGCCAGAACGACUUACUUCUGGGGGUGGCAGACGCCGAGGAGUCGAGUGGGGCGCCUAUAUGCAUUGCACAAGUAUCGUUAGCGUUACUCGUCGUAAAGAUCAUUCUUGCAAGCAGGCAUGGCAAAUGUUGAGGCUCAAGCUGAGUCAGCAUUUGCAGUAGAAGUUGCGUCGACUUUCAUGCGAAGAAAGUAGUGUCUAAAUGCAAUUGUUGCUAAUGAGUUGUGUUGUAGAUGUAGUCAGUGCGAUACUUUUGCAGUGCAUAGCCGAAGAAGUACUACAAGUCUGUGAAAGCGCGGUUCGAUUACAAGGCGGAAGUAGACCCCAACGCAGAUCUCAGUCACAACCGCUUGACGUUGGAAGUCCUCCAGAAGCUGUCGCACCAAAAGGAAAACGCGAUAAAUCCAAGACAGGUAUUAUUUAAAUUACUCAAGUAGGUUCUAGUUCUACAACGGUGGUGCAGAAUAACUCUAUUUUCGCUUUAGUGCGAGAAAGGGGUGGCGUGGUGUUAGGUCGACUGCUGUAUUGCACUGCUGCACUUUAUUUGAAAACGGGUAACUGCAUGAAGCCGAGAUUCUCGAAACAACUGGAAAGCAUUCAUUUCAAAAAAAAAAAUCAUAUUCCCGCAACAUGAUCAUAACUCCAGAUGCCACACUCCCUCCUAGUCAAGGGUGGUCACAUCAUGAUGUGCAUCGUGGGUCUGAAGUACCCAAACACGAUGGGUUUGAAGCACUUUGUGCACACCUGCGGCGAGAUAAAUUUCUACGACGAGGACACCGGGAGGAAGGCGGAUAGGAGCACGGUGACACUCGCGUCAGAAGUGCCCAUUCUGGUCUAUCAACUGCAAAUAUGUAGUCUGGGUCUGGAAGAGUGCAAGUUUGUCAUGCUUGUCGCACAUGACUCUUGACUUGAAUCUGUAACGCAUGAGCAGGAAGGCAGCCUCUUACCUGUCAUGCAAAAACGCAGUUUGUCAUGCGGGAAGCGAAACACAUAGGAGCUCAGAAACUUGUCAUGCGUGGCAGCGUAACGAAGUGCGCCCACCAUUCACACACUAGCAUCACAAGCUUCCAGACCGAGACAUAUUUGCAGUUGAUAUGGUCUUGGCGGAGGCGAUUCCGACGGAUUGGGUGCACGUGUCCAUGAUGCGCAACGUCUUUUUUAUGAAAGGUAUUGAUGUACAAGUACACACUUGCUUACUGGAGGGAAGAUCUUGUUUGGUAUCUUUCUAGAAAAUAAUUGAAAGCGCUAGAUCAACUACUACAUAAACAACAGUACUGUACCCACAUGCAGAAAAUAAAAGCGCAUACUUUUUCCCAGGCAACCCACUCGUUCUCUUCGACUUGGAGCAGGCGAAUUUCCGCGAAGCUAACGUGAUCUACGUGGCCCAGUGCCGGGGGUAUGCAAUGCAAAAGCAUCGUACUUGUACAAAUUGCAUCACAAAUUUCCUUAGCAUGAGAAAUAAAAUUUGUAAUGCUGUUUUACCUUAGGAAGAAGAUUUGCCAUGCAUAUUUGCAAUUACCACGAGCGCGAUACUUUUGCACAUGAUAGGGGGCAGAUGGCCGCCAAAGCGCGGGUCGAACCCGAUGAGGACGACGAGGAAGCGCAGCCGGAGGACGACGGGAUUGACGACAGUAUCGACGAGCAAAUGGUCGACGCCGAGUCCAUUUUCUGCACGCGGUUCAUCGAGCAGCAGCUGAAAAACGAGAGCGGCAACAAGGAGGAGCAGGAGGAGGGCGUGAUCGAGGACGUGGAUCGCUUCGCCUGCGGCGUGGUCCCCGACGGCCCGCUGUUGAUAACCGAACUGACCUAUGCACUGCAAAUAUGUCUGCGUCUGGAAGAUUAGGUGGAUGACCAGGCUUGUCAUGCAUAUUUUGCAUGGCCCAUGGUGCCUGUAAUGCAUGGCCUAGCAUCACAGAUUUUUAGGGGGCUUUCUGAUGCCUACUCCGCAUGACAAAUGCCUUCCCCGCGUAGCACAAACUGGACUCCUAUGGCUGGCCAUGCAAUUACAGACUUUUCUAGUUUCCAAAAAUAGCAUUACAAGUUGCAACCCUCCAGACCCAGACAUAUUUGCAUUUGAUAUAACCCUGGACGAGAUGCACCAGUACCUCCCCUUCAUUGACGACGAGGUACUGGUAUGCAUUGCAAAAGCAUCGUACUAGUAUAAAUUGCAAUACAAAUUAGCUCAGCAUGACAAAUGGAAUUUGUCAUGCUGUUUUACCUUGGGAUGGAGAUUUGUAAUGCAUAAACGCAAUUAGUACGAGUGCGAUACUUUUGCAGAGGAUAACUGGAGGAGACCUUCAUCCAGGAACUCGAACUCGCCACGAAGGAGCAGAAGGAGGCGAGCGCCGGCGCGCUCGCGCUCGGGGCCAAAACGGCCCGGUUCACGGCGGCGCGGCAGGCGGUCACCGGCUUUUUGGUGCGGUCGCUGACCAAAGAUUUCUGGAAGAUGCUGUACGGCACGUUCGAAUUCCUGUCGUUGCUGAUCAAGGGCGGCAUAGAGGGGAAGCAGGAGACCAACGCGGAGGAGGCGGCGGAGGAAAAACGGUUGCAGUCCUCGUUUUUCGACGGGCCCAGCGGGACCGGGGACAUGCAGGCAAUGUUCUUCCCGAGGUACUUAUUUACAGUUUUUGCAUUUGCUCUUUUUGUUUUCGUUCCAACUCAGCAUCGAGGUUGGCUGCCCAUAGCCGGGGAGUUGGAUAAUCUGUGCGACUGGGACUGCGUGUGAUCAGAAUAAAAAGCACGACUACAACAAGAACACUUCAUUAUCAGAUACGCCUCCGGAGGCUGCUUUACCGCGGGGGUGUUCACGUCUCUGGCGGUUGGUACGUUUUACAACCCAUCGCUGCCGGCUCUGGUGAAGGCACUGGUCGACCACGAGCAGAUCGUCCUGCGGGUUCCCCAGAAGUUCGUGGGCCGCUCGUUGUUCCAGCUCUUCGACUAUGCAAGACAAAUUUCCCUUGUUACACUGAUGAAAGCUACAUGACAGCAAGAAUUUAUGUAGGAGCGGACACACAUCACUUCUUCUUCUUGUCAUGCUAAAGAGAAUACGUUGUACUGCAAAGCGUCAUGCAGGAGCCUCUUCAGUGUACGGAGAUAAAUUUACCCCUGGACACCCGAUGGAUGUUGUUUAACAAGGGGCUGCUGGUCAUCGGACUGUACCGUCAGAGCCGUCCCCGCCGGGAGCCACUGAUGAUGUCCUCCCUUGGCCUGAACGCGGAUCCGGUCAGCUACUGCAAGAAGCGUCGGAUGGCGCAAGAGCUGAACGCGGCCUUCUGCUACCUGUGCUCCUGUCCCUCGGUCAACGAAACCUUUUUGAAGGAGGAGGACCGCGCCCUCUGUCUCGCACUCAGCGAAAAGGUGGACCCCUACGCAGCCAGGCUCCGGGCGAGGCAGUAGGCAGGUUGGCGUCUUCGUGGGGGCGGAGCGGAUGGGCCGUGUGGGGGAGGUCGUGGAGCAUUUCCGCCGGGUAGUUCUCGUGUGCUUCGCUUUCUCCCUGAAGGAAAAGAUGAACAGCGGGGCUGCAGUGAAUGAAGGAAGCGGAGCGCAGGUUGAAAGAGCCGGCGGAGUUGCAGUGGCAAGCAGUCGUGGCAACACGAUCUGCACUGGCACGACGGUCAAUCCCCUCCGGCCUGCUACUUACACAAGCGGUUUUUUUGAAAUAUUUUUGAAAAGUUGUAAGUUGACGGUAGCUUGACUGCUAACUUUGCAACUACCCGUCAGGAGAAGAGAUUGAACAAGAACAUGUUUCGAAUUAUCGAUAAGUACACAAAAACCCUUUAUCGUCUCGAAUUUUUCUAUGUUUGGCUACGUUUUCAGACUCGUUUCUCGGGCAAACUACGCAUUUCGAAAGGUCGCUCACUACAACCGAGUCGCGGGGCGUGCUUGAGCAUUGUGAUGUAGCUUUCUACAAACAGACCAUGCGCAACUGAUAUGCCUGAAAGCUGUUGCGUCUUGAACGUGACGAACAAGAGGAAAGCUCGUCUGUGUAUGUGUUUGCGCUGAAGCAAUUUAAUUAUGUCUGGAACAAAGAU